AUGAGUGGCGUUGAACAGCAGCCACCGCCGCAGUUUAGUGCGUCCGAAUCAGGGGAUACUACGGCAGGACGAUUGGUGGUGGAUAGUGGUGAAGUUGUGAGUACAGUGUCUACAAUGGAAGCCGUAGCAGGAGCUGGUUCGGAUGUCCUGUGCAGAAGUAAUAAAACAAGCAGUAAUGCCAACUCCUUCCGCAUUGAGGCUCUACUCGCGAGCAAGGAACAUGAGACAAACUGCAGCACGGGUCCUGAACCAUCACCGACCCGCUCAACCAACAAUGCUAGCAACGUAGAUCUUAUAACGGACGGGUUCGGCACCAAUGACGAUCGUCAUUCAAGAUCCGAAUCCACCUUUUCAUCCGAUUCCUGUUCAUCGAUAAACCCGGGCAGCGUGGAACCCCAGGAUAUGGACGAUUGCGUUAUGAACCAGAUUGGGAAAUCCUCCUCGCCCAGCCAACACGACUAUCUGCCCUUUUACAACCUCUGUCCGUCGCAGGUGAUCUUCACAUCUAACGCGUCCUCCUUCGACACACAUCCUGCCGUUUGCAACAAAAGCAUACCGGUUGACGCUGCGAAUCGGUUCCAUUUCAUGCAGCUACCUCAGCUAGAGCUUCUAAGGCAUCACAACAUCUACUAUCCCCGAAUCACGGAGCUUACAGGACAAAACUCAGUAUACGGAAAAGCGCGACGGCCACGGACUGCGUUCACUUCCCAGCAGCUGCUCGAGCUGGAAAAGCAGUUUAAAGUCAGCAAAUAUUUAUCGAGACCGAAGCGGUAUGAGGUGGCCAACAAUUUGCUGCUGUCCGAGACCCAGGUUAAAAUUUGGUUUCAAAAUCGCCGAAUGAAGUGGAAGCGAUCGAGGAAGGUGAACGAAUCCAAGAAGUACAGUAACAACAGUACAGGUAACAGCAACAACAACAGCAGCAGCACAAACAACAACAACAGCAGCAGCAGCAACACGGCUACCACUAACAACAGCAGCAACGCUAGCAGUAGCGGCAGUAGCAACAGCAGUAGCAACAGUAGCAGCAACAGCAGCAGCAGCAGUAGUAACAGCAAUGUUGGUAACCAUGGCAAUGGGACGCUCGGGUCGAAUAAUGCCGCCGCGAAUGGGGGUUCCAGCUCGUCCUUGCUGCUCGGAAGUGCCCAUAAAACCUUCGCUGACCACGACGGUCGUCCGUGCAGUCGACCCCCGGGUGGUGAUUCGGUGCGGGAUGGCGGGAUGGUGAGUAAAUUAUCCUGCGCCCUGGAUCAUCCGAAGGAUAAGCGGGACAGUAAUGGCGCCGGUAAACAGCACGCGACGGCCCUCUUUGUCAAUCAGCAGUUCCAGACGGUUGGCGUGGGGAAUGGAACCGGUACCGGGGACAUCGUUGGUGUUGGGCCCGCGUUGUUUGCUUGUGAUCCACCAAAUGGUUUAAGUUUUCGGCCUUAUGUAACAUAA
This is a messenger RNA of Anopheles nili, 1437 nucleotides long. Its product is annotated as homeobox protein Hox-B3-like. Lineage: Eukaryota; Metazoa; Arthropoda; Insecta; Diptera; Culicidae. Gene Ontology annotation, cellular component: nucleus. Bases 1 to 1437 code for a protein of 478 amino acids. The transcript has 5 exons. Gene Ontology annotation, biological process: spinal cord motor neuron cell fate specification; neuron projection morphogenesis; central nervous system development. Gene Ontology annotation, molecular function: sequence-specific double-stranded DNA binding; DNA-binding transcription factor activity, RNA polymerase II-specific. The record is from RefSeq and is a predicted model, not a curated record.